Amaranthus tricolor (Joseph's coat) is the source of this 1345-nucleotide messenger RNA. RefSeq lists its product as uncharacterized. Bases 115 to 951 code for a protein of 278 amino acids. The transcript has 3 exons. The record is from RefSeq and is a predicted model, not a curated record. Lineage: Eukaryota; Viridiplantae; Streptophyta; Magnoliopsida; Caryophyllales; Amaranthaceae.
UUUUAGGAAAAAAUAAAAAUUAAAUAACUCCCGUCUCCUUUAGAAUCUAUCCCACCCUUUUUAUUUUUUCUUUGUUGUGCAUGUGUACGUAACAUCACUUGAAGAAAAUAUAAAAUGGGUUGCGCGGUAUCAAAGUCGGAGCACGUACAAGAGUUCGGGCUCCGACCCAUGCUCCGCCAACGACUAGAGGAGUUUACGGCUAGGAGGCAUGGCGGCCUUUCUAAAAAACAGCUCCUUGCAGCUGAUGCUAUCCUCAUUUCUCGGGAUUCCGUAGGUGAAGAAGAUGAUGAUCAUGAUGAUCAUAAUGAUAUUCCUAAUAAUCAACAAAUUAUUGUGCCUCCAUUGAAUGAUGAUGAAUCUUUUCAAUUUACCCAACAAUCUCCUCCAACCCCUCAAAUUAUUAUUCCUACUAUUGAAAAUAAUGUUAAUUUUUCAAGUUUAUUACCUGAUAAAAAUCAUGAUCAUGAUCAUGAUGAUAGUGAUCAUGAUAAGGUAAAUAAUGAUAAUGAUAUUAAAGAGGAAGAAAAAGAUGAUGAUAAAAUAAUAAAAGUGCAAGAACUGAAAAUGUUGUCUAAGGAUUCAUCAUCACAAGAAGAGGAGGAAUUAAACUUUGAAGAAGUUGAGAACAUGAAUGUUUGUCCUGGUUCUCCUAGUUUUCGAGUUUAUUGCAUUCAUUCUGUUGAUGAUGAGCUUGAAGAAAUUGCAGGGCACUCGGAAGAAUCAAAGGAAGAUGAUAAAGAGUGCAUAGGUCAAGAAUCAAAUGAGGUGGCAGCACUGAAAAAAGUAGGAGUGACAAAGAAGCACAAAAGAGGGAUAAAUAAGUUGAAGUUGACAGCAAUCCCAAAGGGAGCGGGGAAAAGUAUAAAGAAUAACAUGCAAAAUUUAUACAACUUUCCUUGUAGUUGUACCAACAAUCGUUCCCACCAAUUAAUAUCAGAAGCAGUUGCUUGAUUCGUUAUAUGCAUGCGGCCCCCUACUUGAUUAGGAGGAUCAUCUCAAUUCUAGCUAGGAGACUAGCUUAUUUUAAGAAAAAGAGGGACUAGUUCUUGCAUCGAAUACAGGAAGAUCAGGGUGUAUGCAUUGUAUUUUUGUUGCCCUAUCUUCUUUUUUUUGUGUACCGUAGAAAGAAGAGAAUUGAGAAGUAUGGUACUCCCAAAAGUAUGCAUACGUAGCAUCGUAAGUUUGAUGAUUAUGUAUCGUUGCAUCAUGCAUGUCUUUCGUAAAUGGGAAAAAUGAAAACAUUUUAUUCUAUUAAUAUCAUCGAUUACUUCCACUUAAUUAGAAUUUAAGAGGAUUUAAUAAACCAAACUUUAUUUUUGUUAUUGAUAAUAAAGAGAACAUUUUG